AUGGCAGAGAUACCAUCAAAUGUUGUUAGUCAAGAGCUCACAUCGACAUUGCAAGAAUGUUUAACACAAUUAGAACAGGAGUAUAGGAUUAUUGUAUUAAUCAAUCACAGAAACAAAAAUCAACAUAAAGUGGCAACUUGGUGGAUGUCGUUUAACAUAUUGAAAAGAAAAACGUGCAAAACAAUUCAUUUAUUAAGGUUAUACUUUGAUGCCAAACAACUGAAUCAAAAAAUCAUUCAAAGCACAAAACAAACUAAAAAAACCAAAGUAAUAAAAGAGAGACUAAAGAAACUACGUAAUAUUAACCUUUAUUUAAUAAGUUUGUACGAUAUUCUUUGUUAUUUUCAAAAAAAACAAUUAAAAUCCAUAUAUUAUAAUUUUAAUGGAAUUAUAGCGUUGGGACAAUUCGCCACUUUAGGUGUUGUGUUAGUUGGAAUAUUAGCUAGGAUAUAUUCAUUAAGUUUAAAGUUAACCAACGCAAUAACUGAAAGCGUCGAGGAAAUUAAAACCAGAUUAAAGAGGAACACAAAAUAUGAAUUGGACAAUAAUAUUGAUAAGGACAGUGAGGUUGAUGAUAUAGGAGAGGAAAUUGUUUUAGAACAAGCCCAGACAUCAACGGCAACGCUAAGAGAUGAAAAAUCAAGGAAAAGACAAAUUACUUUGGAUGGAGAUGAAUUUGUUGAAAAGAAAAAAAAGCCGGUUAAAAAGGUAAAGAAAAGUAAAAAUAAAAAAAAGGGAAAUGCCAUUGAUGAUAUUUUUGGUUAA
Saccharomycodes ludwigii is the source of this 765-nucleotide messenger RNA. It is a transcript of the gene RMP1, whose product is annotated as Rmp1p. The coding region runs from base 1 to 765 and encodes 254 amino acids. Gene Ontology annotation, cellular component: ribonuclease MRP complex. The transcript has a single exon. NCBI's taxonomy places the organism in Eukaryota, Fungi, Ascomycota, Saccharomycetes, Saccharomycodales, Saccharomycodaceae. Gene Ontology annotation, biological process: nuclear-transcribed mRNA catabolic process, RNase MRP-dependent; maturation of 5.8S rRNA from tricistronic rRNA transcript (SSU-rRNA, 5.8S rRNA, LSU-rRNA). Gene Ontology annotation, molecular function: rRNA primary transcript binding. The record is from RefSeq and is a predicted model, not a curated record.